UAAUCACUGGCCAAUGUCGUAUAAAAAAACAAUGCGCUUUCAGUAAACAGCCGACUCUUACUAAAUUAAUAAUUAAAUAAAUUGUUAAAAUAUUAUAUUAAAUAAUUUACUAAACUUACAUACAGUAUAAAAAUGGGAAAAAAGACAGUUUCUUCAGUCAAUAAAAGCAAAGAAAAACGUCAAGCGCGAAAGUUAGAACAGCGCCGCAUAGCUGAUGGAAUGUCCUAUGUUACUUCUGCAAACAAAUUGAAAGAGCUCGCUCCCUUGUGUAAAGAGCUGCUUGUCUACAGUAACAAGGACUUAGAGAUAGACAUGUACAUCCAAAAGGUAUCAGAACUUGACAAAAAAGUAUUAGACUGGGCCAUCAGUCUGACAGAAAGAAAUAUGAAAUCAUUGUAUGAAACAUGUGCGUGGGGCUGGAACAAGGAUGAUAAAGUUGAGCAAAUGAUGGACGAUACAGCAUGGUACCUGAUAGCUAAAGAUAAAAAUAAUAAACUUCAAGCAUUUUCACAUUUUAGAUUUGACAUGGAUUUCGGUGAUCCAGUACUUUAUUGUUACGAGUUGCAAAUCGAGGCGGAAGGAAGACGCCGCGGGCUGGGCCAGCGCGUGCUGAGCGUACUCGAGCGGCUGGCGCAAGCGACGCGCAUGCGCUGCGUGCGGCUCACUGCGCUCACACACAACCCCUCCGCCGCCGCAUUCUUCAGGGCUUGUGGGUACAGUCUUGAUGAAACAAGUCCACCGAAAGAAGAGAUUUCACAUUACGAAAUCUUGAGUAAAGCUACCGAGGCGACGGCGAUGGAGGACGAUACAUUACCAGAACCACCCAAUACACGGAUAGAACUCGCAGGCUCUUAAGAAUUGCUAGUUAUACUUUAAAUUAAAUUAACAUUU
This is a messenger RNA of Vanessa atalanta (red admiral), 891 nucleotides long. It is a transcript of the gene Naa40, whose product is annotated as N-alpha-acetyltransferase 40. NCBI's taxonomy places the organism in Eukaryota, Metazoa, Arthropoda, Insecta, Lepidoptera, Nymphalidae. Gene Ontology annotation, cellular component: nucleus. The coding region runs from base 133 to 855 and encodes 240 amino acids. Gene Ontology annotation, molecular function: histone H4 acetyltransferase activity; histone H2A acetyltransferase activity; protein N-terminal-serine acetyltransferase activity. The record is from RefSeq and is a predicted model, not a curated record. The transcript has 5 exons.